This is a messenger RNA of Cuscuta epithymum, 4853 nucleotides long. The record is from the annotation of a GenBank genome assembly. NCBI's taxonomy places the organism in Eukaryota, Viridiplantae, Streptophyta, Magnoliopsida, Solanales, Convolvulaceae.
CUUAUAGAGUUAUAGGGUUCAUGGGAGUGGCGUGUAAAGAGCAAUAUGAUCGAUUUGAGAGGGAGUGUGAGUGGAGGAAGAAACGGGGGAUAGUCGGUCGCCGGAAAGUACUUGUCGCAUGGAAUCAACCGGUAUCUCUGAAAAAGGUAACACCUUCUUUAUCUUCGAAAAAUGCCUUUUGUGCUUUCCAUGGAAGGUUGUUUGUUGUAAAUCGUGUCAUGGUGUGUAAUCGUAGACCUGUUUGUGCGAGGUGGUGGGCGACGGCAUUCGUUUCUCUUCGUCAGAAUGUGAUGGUCAGCCCAUUCCUUAGCCUGAGAUUGUUGAUGCUAGUGACCAUGGAUUGAAGAUAGCCAGGCUACCAUCUCUGCUUGUAGAGGGUUUAUCGCUGCCAGAGGAAAAGCUAGGGCCUGUUUCAGCAGACCAGAGGUUGUUCUAAGGAUCGCUCCACCAGAACUUGUGGUUCCUUGGUGAUCCGCAUCAGUGUUGAGCACGAGAUCUUCAGGUUAGAAGUCUGGUUUCAAAGCUCUUGAUAAUUUUCAUACAGUGCUCCAUUCGAGUCAUUCCACGGUGAAGAACAGCUCCUAGGUAAGUUACCGGCAUGGUAGAGGUUUUCAUUUCAGUUUCUCUUUCCAUGUCCUUUCGUCUUGCAAAGGGCAGUUUCUUACUAACCAAAAAAGUGCUUUUUUCAAGAUUGAAGAUUUGCCCAGUUGCAUUACUGAAUAUGUCCAGGAAGUUUUUGAGGUGCCUGAGUGAAGGGGCAUAUCCAUUAAUAAAAAGCAGCAGGUCAUCAGCGAAUCCCAAUUGCGCAAUCGGGCUUGGUUUGCCUCCAACAAGAUAGGGCUUUAUUGGAUGUGUAUUGAUAAGAAAUUGUAAUCCCCUUGUGAAACGUUCAAUAAUAAGCAGGAAUAGGUAGGGUGAAAGGGGGUCACCUUGCUUGACUCCCCUCUGUGGCUGAAAAUAGCCAUAGGGCUGCCCAUUAAUGAGUAUGGAAACGUGAUUGGAGGAUAAAUUGCUUAUGAUAAGUGGGAUGAAAUUCUUAUCAAAGCCCAAUUUAGAUAGAAUAGCCUCCGAAAAGGACCAAGAUACCCUAUCGAACUCUUGGGCUAAAUCCAACUUUAUGGCCACAUUUCCACCCCAUAGCCAUUAGAAUGUGGUUAUGAAUAUCCUCCCCUUCCAUGAAACCAAUUUUCUCUUUAGAGACAAUUUUAGGGAGUAAAUGUUUCAAAUGGUUAGCCAACAAUUUAGAGCACACUUUAUUGAUGAAGUUGGUAAGGGUGAUGGAUUGUAAUUGGGAGAAAGUUUGAGGGUUUUGGAUUUUAGGGAUGAGGGUUAUGAGAGAAGACGUAAGGGCUCUAGGCAUAGUUUUUCCUAGGAAAAACUCCCUCACAGCUGAGCACAGGUCGUGUUCUAUGAUUGACCAGCAGCUGUUGUAGAACUGCCCGCUGAAACCAUCGGGAUCGGGAGUGCUGUCUUUAUUCGGUGACCAAACAGUAUCUCUGAUUUCUUGGUCUUGUGGGGGGUAGUUAGGAAAUAGUUUUCUACCUGGGAUAUGAUUGGGUUAAAAAAGUCCAGUAGGUAGUCCAUAUCCUCUUUCUACCUGGGCUAUGAGGUCGGGUUCGCUAAUAACUUGGUCUUGGCUAUCUGUGAUAGACAGAAUUUUACAUUUAAACUGUUUUUGUUUAAUGUAGUUGUGAUAGAACCUGUUAUUAGCUUCUCCUUCAGAUAAUCAUUUGAUGUUAACCUGUUGUUUCCAAAAUAAUUCCUCCUGUUUGAGCUUUAGAAGUAAGUCAGCCUGAGCUUUGGACCAAGAUAUCCUAGAGGUAGGGCUCGGGUCAGAAACGUAUGUUUCUUCUUCGAGUUGUGCUUGGCCCUCAACCCUCCAGACCCCUUCAAAGAUAUUCCCAAAAGUAGAAGUGUUCCAAAGUUUUAAACCCCUUUUAGUUUCCUGCAAUUUAUAUUGUAGAAACAACGCAUCCCUCCAGAGGAUUUGAUAGAGGCCCAACUAGUUGAGACCACUUCUUGAAAUGAGUGAUGAGUGGCCCACAUGUUUUGAAAUCUGAAGGGUUUGGGGCCUGUUUGGAGAGAGGUAGUAGUGGUGAUUACGAUAGGGGUGUGCUCAGAUGAGGUUCUGUUUAGGUGUCUCUCGGCCACAGUCUCAAAAUUAUCUAAGAAUGGGAGUUGGCUAGAUAUCUGUCUAAUCACCUCCACAUUCGACCCGUUGAUCUAACCCCAGUCCAGGUGUAGGUAGGUCCUGUGAAUUGAACUGGUUCCAGAUCACAAUAAUCUAUGCAAUCAGUAAAAGCAGUAAUGUCAGAGAGUCUAGGAAUGGUUUUACUGAUGUAUUCGCUCAUAGAUGCUACUCCCUCCGUCCCGUUAUGAUUGUCCCAUUUUACCAUUUCGGUCCGUCCCACUAAGAUUGUCACAUACCUUAUUUGGUAAAGUUUGUGUGGUUCUAAAUCAUUCCUACUUUAUUUUUACUUUAUCAAUUCAAUAUCAACCACAUAAACUCCUUUUUAUUGAUAACCGUGUCAUCUUCUCUUGUCCCAAACUUAGAGGGACGGAGGUAGUAUAACAUUAUGUAACACCCUGAUUUUAGCGAUCUAGUUACAUUAAUCCUUUAUUUUAUUCAGUCAUUUAAAUAAGUUUAUUUUAUGAAUAAUGUGAUUUAUUCCUUUUUCUAAGUUUUGUUUGUGGCAGAUAACGUUGACUGGUAAGCUCCAACAAUUUCAAGGAAAGAAAUAAAUGAUAGUACAUAUUUUAUUAGUAUAUUAUUAAGAGGGAGAAUAUAAUACUUCGAUUGGGUCAGAUUCAAUUUUCUUUAGAAGGCUAAGACACCCCAAAUCAAUUAUCUUGGCCCGAAUCAGUAUUUUAACCAAAACCCUACAAGGAUAAAUAUAGAUAUGCCGAUUAGUGACUCAUUUGAGUAGCAAGCCUUAAACGUUCCCGUGCCUAUUUUUCUUCUCCUGAUAGCCGCUGCUCUAGUCUUUCUUCCUAGACGAAAAACUUUCUAUCUUCCUCAAGGAACCAAGAGUCUGGUACGUCACUUCUACAAUCCCUGAUCGUUUUUUUUUUUUUUUGUUGAUGAGAAUGUUUAGGUACUUUUAUGUAUUUCCAGUAGGGGCGAACAUCAACGAUCUUCUUAGAUUUUAAAUGGUUCUGUUACCUUGCUAUUGAUUAGUGCAGAUAAUCAUUCAGAUUUUGUGGAGAUUGAUCAGAUUUUCAAGUUUUGAUUUAACAAACUGAAUUUUUAUGUUAACAACUAAUUUAAUUCUCCCUGAUUCUCUUUAUGCUUUAGGGCGUUGUGAUUGGAGUGUUAAGUUAAACUCUACUUUAUUAACAUCCCACAAGUUGCUGUGAAGCGGACCAUUUAGAAGAAACCGAUUUUCCAAAAAACCUUCUGGUCUAGUUAGUUCUAUAGAAAUUGUCCAACAGUGGUCAUCAAUAUAGAAAAAAUUCAAUUUGUUUCAAUUAUUACGUGCUAGCAGGUUCAUCAUGUAUUCACUGUGUAUAAGACAAAACUGAUUAGGAAGAGUUUUAAGGCCGCUACUACUAAUUUUAGUAAAGACUCUGCUGAAAUCAUUAUUAUUUAUUGAAGUACAGUCAACAUAUUGGUUUGGUUCCUCUAUUCUACGUCGGUAUGCUGCAGCAAGAUAAGAUUACCUAACUUAUUAGACAAAAGAUUUUAAUUAUUUUAUUAUAUUUAAAUAAAGAUUACAAAAGAAGAGCUUGCCGGAAGACGUUAUCAAGGUGCCACACUUAUUUGAGUAUUUUGAGUUCAGCUCCUUACAGGUAAGUUCACUACCACCUGUACAUGUUUGUUCAACCAAAUGCAAGAAAGAAGUCUGGUUGAUUUUUAGUAGAUAAUUUUAGACUAUUUGCUAUUAUGUGAACUAUGUGAAUUAUGUGAUGAGUUAUGUUAUUUGCUGGAUUAAGUUAUGUUUAUUAUCUGGCAUAGUCAAGAUUUGUCAGUACUUUUGUUUCAGAAUAAAUGAUAUUUUUAGUCAAACGUCACCAUAAAAAGAACUAAUACUUAAAGUGAAAGAUCAGGUGAUAUGUACUCGGGAACAAGUUCCCUCAGUUUAUCAGUUAUCAGCUUAUCAGUUUCAGAGAGUCCGAUAUGUGUAGUGGGUCGCUCCCCUGAGCUGUCGGAUUGGCGCCUUUGAGUACAUAUCACGGGCCCACAGUUAAAAUUAGCCACAAAGAGUUUUACAGAAAGUUUAUGAGAUCUCUUUCAGAAAGUUUUAUAGAAAGUUUAUGAGAUCUCUUUCAGAAAGUUUUACAGAAAGUUGUUAUGAGAUCUCUUUCAGAAAGUUUAACAGAGAUGUUUGAGAAAGAAAUUUUGAGAUCUCUCCAGCAGUUUUGAGAAAUUAUUUUAGAAAUUAUUUUCUUUUUGUGAUCUCACUCAGAAUGUAUUUGAGAAGUUAUGUGUUAGUUAUUUGUUCAGUGCAUGCUUAUAGCCUAAAUUUAUCUAUUGAUAAAUUGGCAUAGACUUCUAAAUAUUUUUGUGGAUCCAUAGUGACUUACUAAGCGUAAAGCUAAUCAGUUUAUUUCUUCGCAUGUACAGAUACUAAGGAUAAGGCCAAGGCCUAGGAAGAUGAUGAGAGAGUGGAACGCGUGCCAAGAUGAGUUAACGGGAACGACCUUGACGGCUUUUAGCUAGUUAUUAUUUUGUUUCAAUAUUUUAGUUGUUAUAAUAAAGAGAUUAUUAUACUUUAUUUUAUUUAAGGAUUUGAAGUUUGAAUAAAUUCCUGGAUCUAGGUGGUUAUCACAUUUGCUGGUGAUAACUAGAUUUUAUUGAGUUUUUAUUUGGAGUUAUAUUUUAGCUAUAUUUGAGUUUUCACUAGACAUUACCC